CAUGACCGGAAGCAGGAAAUGAAAGAGUGUUGUUUACUAAUACGAAAGUUGGCGACUGUACAGCUACUUUAAAAUAUACGAGUUGUAUUUUUCUCAAAUGUAUUGAUUAAGUACAGAGCUUUUUGAAAAGUCCAAUGAUAAGAACAGAUGUUGGAGGAUCUGUCAUGACAUCCUGGCAUUAUGGCAGGUGAUGUGGAAAAACUAUCUCUUCGUCGUCUAGAGCUUCCCAUUCAGAAGUUUAUAAAAGUUGCAAUUCCCACUGAUUUGGAACGACUGAAAAAGCAUCAGAUUAAUAUUGAAAAGUACCAACGCUUCAAACAGUGGGAGAAACUGCAUCAAGAGCAUAUCAAUGCCAGGCGAACUGUUCAGCAACUUAGGGCCAACGUUAGGGAGAUGGAGAAACUGUGCCAACGGGUGAGAGCUGAAGAUGCACUGAGCUUGGAAAAGAUUAUCAACCCAAUUAGAGAGCAGGCCUCAUCUGCUGUGACAGAGUUCCUCAGUCUUCAUGCACAGUCAUCAGAGCAGCUCAGUUUACAGGACAUUGAUGUCAAUAGUCUCAACUCUCCAUUAACCAGAUCCCAUACAACUGAAGGCAUGUGUUUGGGUGAUCCUAGUGUCCUGGAUAGUGUAUCCCAUCCUUUGGCUCAGGUUCAGCUACCUCUCCCAGAAAUCCCAGAAGAUCAGAAUGCAGCUGAAUCUUGGGAAACACUUGAAGAGGACUUAAUGGAACUAAAUGGACUGGUGAAUGAAUUCUCCAUGCUGGUUCAUUCUCAACAGGAGAAGAUUGACAGCAUUGAAGACCAUGUCAACAGCGCUGCUGCGAACGUUCAAGAGGGAACCAAGAACCUUGGGAAGGCUGCUAAGUACAAGUUGGCCGUGCUGCCUGUGGCUGGAGCCCUGAUUGGAGGUGUGGUGGGUGGCCCCAUAGGCCUUUUGGCUGGCUUCAAAGUAGCAGGUGUGGCAGCUGCUGUCAGUGGCGGCAUUUUGGGCUUCGCAGGUGGGAACUUCAUCCAAAAGAGACGUAAGCAACAAAUUGAAGUCAAUUUGAAGCAACUGUCAUCCAGCUGCCCAGACCUCAAGUGCCAAAGUGAAAAGAAAUGUUAACGGAUGGCUGCAUUCCUCUUGGGAAAUGGGGUCUGCCAGCACCAAAGUGGGGUGUUCUUGGACUGUCCAACUGUCAACUGCCAACUGUGAAGUGCUGAAUAUUGAAUUUGUUUUGUGCAAUAAACAUCCUGGGGAAGAGCCUUCAGAAUGUGGAGCUGCAAAAAGUAUGUAUCUGAGGAUGACAGGAUUUUCCUCAAUUAACAGGUUUUUAAAAAAGCACAUAAAAAAUGCCAGAAAAGACUGUUGUACAAACUUCAUUCAUCUGGGAGAAGAGGAGGAACUUCCCCGAUUAUACAGAGUUUUAUAGAGUCUGCCCAAGUUAAGCACACGUGGCCUGGAUGAAAAGCACUGGGAGACGCGUUAGCUGUAAUACUAUAAAAGGCAGCUAAGAAUCGAGUUAAGAUUUUUAAUUAUCUUGUGAAAAUAUUUCAUUACUAUGAAACAGUGAAAACCUUUAAGGAUUGGUAGUGGUUUGUUUUUAACAUUUCCUAAAUAAAAUGUUUAUACACACCUUUAGUACAAAUUUAAGGAUGUUCAUUUUGUAAUUGUGAACUGAUAAGCUAACAACUAAAAUUCUGAGUAACAGUUAAUUACAAAAUGAUUGUUGAAGAGCUCUGUAUGCGUCGCAUUCAUUUGGAAUGAUGACAAUACGGCUGCUUCCAUCCUAAUGUGCUUGUAUGUGCUUCCUCUGACAUGAUCACGAUUGCAGUAUAGUGUACAUCACAAAUAGCCGGAGUUCUGGAAGGUGUUAUCUAAUUGAAAAUUAUCACCCAUUUAAUCCAAACUAUUAGAUCCAGUAAUACCGUUUUUUUAUUAAGUGUUUUCCUUGUUGUGGUCUGGAGUGACAUUGUGAUUUUCAGUCCAACUAAUGCGUCAAGCAGAGGCCAGUUUCUGCCUUAAGUAAAUACUUGUUUCCUGUUUCUAAAUAGCAAACACUUUUCAUUUAAGAACAUGUAUACAAGUUCAGUGUUUUUUUCAAGUAAUGAAAAUCUUUCUCAAACAUCGGCAAAUGGAUGUGUGAGCAUUUGGGAUUUUCCAUUGUAGGAUGAGUCCUUAAUAAUAAUCUUUACAUUUAUAUAGCGCUUCAGUGACAGGUGAGCCACUUCAACCACCACUAAUGUGUAGCAUCCACCUGGAUGAUAUGAUGGCAGCCAUUUUUGCUCCAUUAUGCUCACCACACAUUAGCUUUUAGGUAGUGAAGUGAUGAGAGAGCGCCAAUCAGAGUCAGGGUAUGAUUAACAGGGCCAGAAGGACCAGGCCAUGGAGGGCAAUUUAGUCUGGACAUUGGGAUACACCACACUCUACGAAGGAUGCUCAGGGAUUCAAGACCUUGGUUUUAUGUCUCAUCUGAGAGACAGUGCCAUUUCUGAGGGGAUUUGGGACCCUCAUUCAGACCACAGUGUAAGCACCUCCUGCUGGCCUCACCAACACUUCUUCCCACAGCAACCCAAGCUUUUUCUUGGUUGGUCGCCCAUCCAAGUACUGGCCGGGCCUGAACACGCUUAGCUUCAGGUGGAUGACCUCUUCUAGAGUGCAUGUGGUAUGGCUGCUAUUGAUUAUACAGUAGUUGUUAUUAUAGAUAUUGAGUAAACUUUGUAUAAAAAAUGCAAAAAUACCAUUUUUUCUGGCACCUCCUUUCCCACCAGAUAAACUAGAGUAAAGGUUCUAGGAUAUAACAGCUUAUUUGGAAUACAAAAUGGUACUUGCAUCAAAAAUACACAAGUGUUAAUUAAAAUGUAUGAACUGGCAGCAUUGUAAUUUAGCAGGGCUUUCCACUAACGAUGACCUCUGAUUAACUUAACCAGCCACCCCAGUUUUCCCCUGAAGCAGCACUGAGAGCCACUGAAUUGGCUUAUCAGUUCACAAUUAAUCAUGAAAAAUAGAAGCAAGGCGAGGCUAUUCUGUGAGAAGAAUCUGAGACAGCCAGAAUACUGUCCCUUAAAUUGUUGAGCUGGCCCUUCAUGGAUGCUGUGUGUGUCUUCAAUCAGAUGGAUCCUAAAUGAAUGAGGGUAAAUGCACAGCUGAGACAUGUCCAAGUGCUUGUCAGGCCUAGCGGAGGAGCCCUGGGGUUUUUUUUUUUUUUUUUGCAGCCGUUGCUUAGGUUUGCUUUCUGCAGAACCUUUACCUUCUGGUCUCUAAAUGGUGACAUCACAUGACUUUCAGUGGUUUCUUCAAAUUUACAUCUUUUUCCCUUUGCCAGCCCACACCAGUGUAUUAAAGGGCAGCAGCAGUCUGAAACUCAAAGCUGAGUGGCACUAGGUGAUUCUGUAAGCCAGGGGGACAAUGCCUGAAAUGGCCUACCUACCCAAGGAGAUGGCUUGGUUCUCAUACCCAACACUAUAUGCGUCUAAGUUUUUAAUAUAUUUAACAGGAGUGUUAUUUGCUAACCAGAAUGUGUUGCUUUUUUAUAGCUUGAUUUGUUGAGAACCUUCAUAAGCACAUAACAAAAAUGAGGUGGUCCUCUGUAGAAUGUAUUGUUCUGUUUGUGAUCAUUCAUAAUUGACUAUUUUCUUUACCUGCCAAUUGCAAUGCAAAUAAGUGGAAUGAGUAAGAAGAAAGAAUAUAAAGGAAUCAGUUAUGGGUAAUUAUUAACAGUAAUGCACAGGACAGGAGGCUGAGCAAGAAGCUCGUCUGCUGCUAUGUCACAGAGACCCUCCGAGUGGCCUGUUUUGCCCUUGUGGUUGGCUUCACUAAAUAAGAAUGGUGUGUUUAACCCAAACGAGUCAAGUUUUGAGUCUUGCUACUGUUGUCUUGGGCAAAUUACACAGCAUUUCUUUAAAUGUAAAAAUGACAUCUGGGAACUUCCACAGGCCUUCACCUGCACAUUUUUGGCUUGCAGACUAUAAAUGCAUACGCAGUUGUGUUGAGUUCUGUGUAGAGUCUGUAGAAGUGGUUUGCACAGCCAUCUUAUCUCUCCUGAAAACUCCCCAGGAGGAGGACUAAUGUUGUAGGGGCAGGCAGGUCUAGACUGAGCAAGUUAGUUUACCGCCACUUCAACCCUUGGCAGGAAAA
Messenger RNA from Erpetoichthys calabaricus (reedfish), 4116 nucleotides. RefSeq names its product syntaxin 17 (gene stx17). The record is from RefSeq and is a predicted model, not a curated record. Gene Ontology annotation, molecular function: SNARE binding; SNAP receptor activity. Gene Ontology annotation, cellular component: autophagosome membrane; endomembrane system; plasma membrane. Bases 181 to 1104 code for a protein of 307 amino acids. The transcript is spliced from 8 exons. Lineage: Eukaryota; Metazoa; Chordata; Cladistia; Polypteriformes; Polypteridae. Gene Ontology annotation, biological process: vesicle fusion; intracellular protein transport; exocytosis.